GUGUUGUGAAAUCUAUAACCGAUACCUGUAGUAGAAAAGUAAUAGUGGAAAAUGUUUCGGUUCAUUCAAAGUGAAGUGCUCACUACCAUCCGAUCGUCUCGACUGCCGAACCGUGUUCAUCCAUGCCGGCAAGCGCACCAGAAACGAAUGCGGGUUCCUCCACCUGUGAUGACGCGUAGUGGUGGGAAUCAACCUAUUUCUCCUUUCGGUUGGAUGCUGUUGGCCAUUCCAGCAACCACUUUCGGACUGGGUUGUUGGCAAGUGUAUCGGAAACAAUGGAAAGAAAAUCUUAUCCGGACGCUCGCGACACGGAUGCGCAUGGAACCGGUGCCGCUUCCUGACGAUUUGAGUGAACUCGAGCAAAUGGAAUAUCAGAAAGUGACCGUUAGGGGAGAAUUCAUCCAUGAUCAAGAACUUCACCUAGGACCUCGGGCCCUUAUACAAGACGGAGAUUCCAAGACCGCUGGAGGGCUGUUCUCACAAAAAGAAACUACAAUUGGUUACCUGGUUAUCACACCAUUUAAAUUGGAAGGCAGAGAAGAUAAAAUUCUCAUUAACCGUGGCUGGGUUCCGAAGCGGUUCCUAAACCCGGCUACGCGUCAGGAAGGUCAGAUCAAAGGAACUGUUGAACUGGAAGGAGUGGUACGCCUGCCGGAGAACCGUCCUCAAUUUACCCCAACUCAACGAGGAGCGAUUUUCAUGUUUCGAGAUGUACCCAAAAUGUCGCAAAUUUGCGAAACGGAACCCUACUUUCUUGAUGCAACUGCGGCAUCAACAGUACCGCAGGGGCCGGUGGGUGGACAGACCCGUGUGACGAUGCGAAACGAACAUCUGUCGUACAUUUUCACCUGGUUCAGCUUAUCUGGCUUCACCUCGUGGCUUUGGUUCCGGCAGAUUGUCCGGGGAAAGUCGUUUUGAGAUUGUGAUAGGUUUAUAGGUACAUAUGUUCUAAACUUUGAACCUCUAGGGAAUCGCAAGAAAUUGUUGUAAAAAAAUGUCAUUUUCUGCAUCAUUUGUUUUUACUUUCAAAGAAACAACACUGUUUAUAUCUCUCAGGGCAGGAUUAAAC
Molecule: messenger RNA, 1069 nt
Organism: Ochlerotatus camptorhynchus
Lineage: Eukaryota; Metazoa; Arthropoda; Insecta; Diptera; Culicidae
Gene: Surf1
Product: surfeit locus protein 1
Exons: 4
Coding region: 52-918 (288 amino acids)
Biological process (GO): mitochondrial respiratory chain complex IV assembly
Cellular component (GO): membrane; mitochondrion
Source: RefSeq, a predicted model, not a curated record